AGAGAAAAUGCCAUCCUCAUUGGAUAAUGAUCAGCUUCUUCCUUCUUCCCCUGGAAAAUCCAAAUCCGAAAGAGCUCACCUCAUGAAUCGUCAAGUUUAUCGGUGUUUCUCUUCCACCAGCACAAUGUUCCUCUGGGCUCUCUUUCUUAUUGCAUUGACUGUUUCUUAUUUGAGUUUUCAGAGUGUUGGAAGUCCCUAUUUGUCUUCUUCCUGGGGAGGAACCAAAUGGGAGAGGCAGGUCCGGGCCUCUGCUCGGAUUAAUCGCCGAGGCGGAAUGGCCGUCCUGGUCACCGGCGCUGGUGGUUUCGUCGGCUCUCAUGUUUCCCUCGCUCUCAAGAGAAGAGGAGACGGCGUCGUCGGUCUCGAUAAUUUCAAUAACUACUACGACACAUCUUUGAAGAAAGCUCGCAGGUCGCUUCUCAGCACCAAUGGCAUAUUCAUCGUGGAAGGAGAUUUGAACGACGCUAAGCUCCUGGCUAAGCUCUUCGACGUCGUCGUUUUCACGCAUGUCAUGCACUUGGCGGCUCAAGCCGGCGUUCGUUACGCCAUGAGGAAUCCUCUCUCGUAUGUUCACAGCAACAUCGCCGGGCUGGUCACGCUUCUAGAAGCGUGCAAAUCGGCGAAUCCUCAGCCUGCGGUCGUCUGGGCUUCGUCCAGCUCUGUGUACGGUCUCAACGAGAUGGUUCCAUUCUCCGAGUAUCACCGGACCGACCAACCGGCAAGCCUCUACGCCGCCACGAAGAAGGCCGGCGAGGAAAUCACCCAUACUUACAAUCAUAUUUAUGGGUUAUCCAUUACCGGUUUGAGAUUCUUCACCGUAUAUGGACCUUGGGGAAGACCCGACAUGGCGUAUUUCUCCUUCACGAAAAGCAUCCUCCAAGGCAGACCGAUCACGAUAUAUCGUGGAAAGAACCGGGUCGAUUUAGCCCGAGAUUUUACGUUCAUCGACGAUAUUGUAAGAGGUUGUGUAGCAUCGUUGGAUACGUCAGGGAAGAGUACCGGUUCGGGUGGGAAGAAGCGAGGACCCGCCCCGUACCGCAUCUUCAAUCUGGGAAAUACGUCGCCGGUGACGGUACCGGCGCUGGUGAGAAUUUUGGAGCGACAUUUGAAGGUGAAGGCGAAGAGGACCAUCGUGGAUAUGCCCGGGAACGGCGACGUUCCAUUUACGCACGCCAACAUUAGCUUGGCCCAAAGAGAACUUGGGUACAGGCCCACGACGGAUUUGGAAACUGGGCUGAAGAAGUUUGUGAAGUGGUACCUUUCCUAUUAUGGCUAUGGGAAGUCUGUAAAUUAAUUAUUUUUCUUUUUUUUUCCCCCUUCUAGGCUUCUAGAAUUUUCUUUCCCAAUUCC
Neltuma alba is the source of this 1350-nucleotide messenger RNA. RefSeq names its product UDP-glucuronate 4-epimerase 1-like. The coding region runs from base 8 to 1294 and encodes 428 amino acids. The record is from RefSeq and is a predicted model, not a curated record. NCBI's taxonomy places the organism in Eukaryota, Viridiplantae, Streptophyta, Magnoliopsida, Fabales, Fabaceae. The transcript has a single exon.